GGCCGUCUGCGCACGCGCGCUGGUUGGGUGCAGCGGCCCGUCCCCGGUCCGCCGCGUCGCCUCCACCGCCGCCAUGAAGUUCGUGUACAAGGAGGAGCACCCCUUCGAGAAGCGCCGCUCCGAGGGGGAGAAGAUCCGCAAGAAGUACCCCGACCGCGUCCCGGUGAUCGUGGAGAAGGCGCCCAAGGCGCGCAUCGGGGACCUGGACAAGAAGAAGUACCUGGUCCCCUCGGACCUCACAGUGGGGCAGUUUUACUUCCUGAUCCGGAAGAGGAUCCACCUGCGGGCCGAGGACGCGCUCUUCUUCUUCGUCAACAACGUCAUCCCGCCCACCAGCGCCACGAUGGGGCAGCUCUACCAGGAGCACCACGAGGAGGACUUCUUCCUCUACAUCGCCUACAGCGACGAGAGCGUCUACGGCAGCGCGUGAGGCCCGCCCAGCGGCUGCCGCCGAGGGGCGCGUGCCCCUGAAGGGACCUGCACUUUGUGUUGUUACCCGUUGUUGAUUUUAUGUUAAAAAGUUUUUUUUGCCCCGGGAAAACGGAGGGUUUUUUUUUCUUUCCUUUUUUCUUUCUGGCAUAUUCCUGGCUUAGCCUUGACAUCUCUUCCGCUUACAGUCCUGAUCCUCCUCGGCGCCCCCCUUUGCUUUGCUCUGGGUUUUCUUUGAGGUGGUUGUGGCUCAACUUAAAUACCUCUUCCUUGCAUUUCCCCCCCUUUCCCUCUGUCUUUUUCUCUUCUCUCUUUUUCUUCCUCUCUUCUGUUGGAAAGAUAGGAGAUCUCAAAUUCCCUCAGAAAAAGAAAGAAAGGCGACAAAAAUCCUGCCCCGUUUCCGUCUUGCGAUUUCCUUUGCCGCGCGCCCUGAGUUUGCUCUCAUUAGGGAUGUGCGCUGCCUGGCAGUUUCUGUAACCAGAGUGGGGGGAGAAUGCUAAUUAAAAAAAAAAGUAUAUA
Candoia aspera is the source of this 948-nucleotide messenger RNA. It is a transcript of the gene GABARAP, whose product is annotated as GABA type A receptor-associated protein. Lineage: Eukaryota; Metazoa; Chordata; Lepidosauria; Squamata; Candoiidae. The record is from RefSeq and is a predicted model, not a curated record. Bases 74 to 430 code for a protein of 118 amino acids. Gene Ontology annotation, biological process: cellular response to nitrogen starvation; autophagosome assembly; autophagy of mitochondrion. Gene Ontology annotation, molecular function: ubiquitin protein ligase binding; GABA receptor binding. The transcript has 4 exons. Gene Ontology annotation, cellular component: autophagosome; autophagosome membrane; cytosol.